Molecule: messenger RNA, 2806 nt
Organism: Varroa destructor (honeybee mite)
Lineage: Eukaryota; Metazoa; Arthropoda; Arachnida; Mesostigmata; Varroidae
Gene: Adsl
Product: adenylosuccinate lyase
Biological process (GO): 'de novo' AMP biosynthetic process
Cellular component (GO): cytosol
Molecular function (GO): N6-(1,2-dicarboxyethyl)AMP AMP-lyase (fumarate-forming) activity; (S)-2-(5-amino-1-(5-phospho-D-ribosyl)imidazole-4-carboxamido) succinate lyase (fumarate-forming) activity
Source: RefSeq, a predicted model, not a curated record
GACGAAUUGCCGGCCUCUAAGAAAAGUCUACUUAGACCAACAGUACCGGUAGCAAAAACCGGCGUAGUCAACUCAGUAAUCUUUAUCGCACCUAAUGAUAGCAUGAGUUUAAAAAAUUACUGAUAAGAUAGAUAUACACAAAAAUGCAGGGACGAAACAAGAGGGAUCAACAGCUAAAUGUUUAUACGUGUUUACGUAUGCUGACCUAAAUACUGAAUAGAAUCGCUAAAAUUACCGCUGCCAAAUUAACCUAGGUCUAGAUUUAGCCAGGGUGCUGUUCUUCAUUUGAGGAUCCGUAUCGUGUAGGAAGUGCCAACGGUUUUCGGCUAACGACUAGUAUACGCGUCAGUUCGUUUGUGUGUGCAUAGCAACGCAAAAGGCGCCUUUUUGCUGGUGUUUGAUUCUAAGUGGAUGUUGAGUUCAGUUCAGGUGUCGUACGUGCUUAAUUCCUGCUUACAACCGAUUUUGUUUGCGGUGGAUUGUACGGUAAAAAUCAGGGAUUAGUUACUAGCAUGUAUAUUGCGUCACAGCCUGACUCUGUCGAGAUUAGGAUGAGAGCUUAAAACUUCGCCAUAUCAGGUGGUCUCUCAGCUUCAGGAUGGCGUGUGACCCAAACACGAAAUACCAGUCUCCACUAACGUCCCGCUAUGCCUCACCGGAGAUGGCGUACAACUUUAGCGAUGAAAAGAAAUUCUCAACGUGGCGUAAAUUGUGGAUCUUCCUUGCCAAAGCAGAACAGGAGCUCGGCUUGCCAAUUCGAGAUGAGCAGAUUUCUGAGAUGGAAAGAAAAUUUAACCAAAUCGAUUAUGCCGCUGCAUCAGCUGAAGAGAAAUUGACGCGACACGACGUGAUGGCACAUGUUCAUGUGUUCGCACAGCAGUGUCCAUUGGCGGCCCCCAUUAUUCAUUUAGGUGCCACUUCCUGCUACGUUGGUGACAACACUGACUUGAUUCAACUGAGAGAUGGACUCGACAUUCUUGUUCCUAAGAUUGCAAGAUGCAUUGAUCGAUUGGCAAAAUUUGCGAAAGAGUACGCUGCGGUUCCUACUCUCGGGUUCACCCAUUUCCAGCCAGCUCAACUUACGACAGUGGGCAAACGCGCCUGUCUUUGGUUGACUGACCUCCUAAUCGAUAUUCAUAACCUGCAGCGAGUGCGCAGCGAAUUGCGCUUUCGAGGCGUGAAAGGAACUACCGGAACGCAGGCGUCGUUUCUUCAGCUAUUUGAAGGGGACGAAGAAAAGGUGAAACAAUUGGACAAACGGGUCACAGAGAUGGCAGGUUUCACUAAGUCACUCAUCAUUUGUGGCCAAACAUAUAGUCGUAAGGUGGAUAUUGAAAUCCUAUCGGUGCUUGCAUCAUUAGGUGCGUCAGUCCACAAGAUCUGUACUGAUAUUCGACUGCUGGCACACAUGAAGGAAGUGGAAGAGCCUUUUGAGAAGACACAAAUUGGAUCAUCAGCUAUGGCCUACAAGCGAAAUCCAAUGCGAAGUGAAAGAUGCUGCUCUCUCGCAAGGCAUUUAAUGAGUCUUAUAAUGAAUCCACUUCAAACUCAGUCAACUCAAUGGAUGGAGAGGACCCUCGACGACAGUGCUAAUCGACGGGUGUGUCUGGCUGAGGCGUUCCUCACAGCUGACAUCAUUCUGAAUACUCUACAAAAUGUCACAGAAGGUCUAGUCGUAUACCCGAAAGUGAUUCAGCGGCAUAUAGACCAGGAAUUACCAUUCAUGGCUACAGAAAACGUAAUAAUGGCAAUGGUAAAAGUUGGCGGCGAUAGGCAGGAAUGCCACGAAAAAAUCCGUGUGCUCAGCCAUCAGGCGGCUGCUCAGGUUAAAGAACACGGAAAAGAUAAUGACCUCGUAGAUCGCAUUAAGACUGACCCGUACUUCGCCCCAAUUCAUUCGAAGAUUAACGGUCUUCUAGACGCUAGCACGUUCGUGGGUCGGGCUCCGGGACAAGUUCUAGAAUUCCUUGCCGCAGAAGUACAACCCGUUCUGCAGCGCCACAGCGAUUCUCUUGAGGGACGUAGCGAAAUUAACGUAUAAAUAUGUAGUUAUGAAUUUACCUACGAGUCAAAAGCAGCUGUCCUGAGAGACCAAACUUCUGCAAUAUUUCUUUUUACGGCAACGCUCGGAGAGUGCAAUUAUCCCAUUCAGUGUUUCGUGAUAUGAUUUAACAUAUGGUGAAAGCUGUGGUAACUGCAACAUUAUUAAUAAGAAGCAACAAAAAGCUAAGAAAAUAAGCCCAAAAUGGGAAUGUAUUAUUAUUUGACUUUGAAAAUGUACAUGUGUUCGAUUUCAUGGACUGAUGGGAAGCAAUUAACAUAAAAAGACGUGAAAGGACUGCCGGUAUGACCUAUUGUAAAAUCUUCGGUAAAAAGACGUAAGAUGCUGCUUCUUCUGUCAUGUGCUUGAAGUCGUGUGUCGCUGCUCGUGAUAUUUGUAACAGCAAGUAUUUGGAACCGAAAAAUGGUUGAUUUUUACUAUUUUAUUAUCUUUACUGAAGCGUAGCAGAAUUAUCUAGUUGAAUGUCUAUCAUUUCACACACUCCUGUGGGACCACUAGUUUUAAGUCAGUGCCAACCUCACUUGUUGCUAAGCGGAUAUAUAAUUAUGAAUAAAAAAUAUAUCAGCUGUUAUAUUGCAUAUCAAAUAACGCAUAAUGGUGCAAUGUGAAGUGUUAUUAGCGACAAAAUGUAACUGUUACAAAAAAAAUAGCUCGAUGGUCAUAUCUCGAAACAACUAGAAACAAAAAACCUUGUGUAACCGUAUUGAAGAAAAAUAAAUCUUUAAUAUAUUUGUCGAAUGUUUA